Molecule: messenger RNA, 1194 nt
Organism: Phragmites australis (common reed)
Lineage: Eukaryota; Viridiplantae; Streptophyta; Magnoliopsida; Poales; Poaceae
Product: protein LIKE COV 2-like
Exons: 8
Coding region: 80-856 (258 amino acids)
Cellular component (GO): Golgi apparatus
Source: RefSeq, a predicted model, not a curated record
CCCCCUCCCGGUCGACUCCGCCCCGCCCUCGAGAAGGCUUCCGGAAGUUUCGGGAAGCAGUAUCCGGCCCUGGAUCGCAAUGCCGGAGGAGGAGUACGCGCCCGUGCCGCUCGGCCAGGCGGCGGCGGUUGACACCGAGGACCCCGUCAAGUCGCCGCCAAGGCCCAGCUCGCCCGCCACGUCCACCCGCAAGGCAUGCUUUGCUGUUCUUCAAAGUUGGGUGUCAAGAAAAUUUAUGACCGGAUGUGUGGUUCUUUUCCCAAUUGCUGUCACGUUCUUCAUCACUUGGUGGUUUAUUCAAUUUGUUGAUGGCUUUUUCAGCCCACUCUACGUGAAACUUGGGCUUGACAUAUUUGGCCUUGGGUUCUUGACCUCCCUGGUAUUUAUACUUCUUGUUGGAAUAUUUGUCUCUUCUUGGGUGGGUUCAACUGUCUUCUGGGUUGGAGAAUGGUUUAUAAAGAAAAUGCCAUUUGUAAGGCACAUAUAUUCUGCAUCAAAGCAAGUCAGCACUGCUGUUUCACCAGAUCAAAAUACAACAGCAUUUAAAGAAGUAGCAAUAAUUAGCCAUCCUCGUGUUGGUGAAUAUGCAUUUGGAUUCAUAACGUCGACUAUGGUUCUUCAGACUGACAAAGGUGAUGAAGAACUGUGUAGUGUUUAUGUGCCAACCAAUCAUUUAUAUAUUGGUGACAUCUUUUUGGUAAACUCUGCCGAAAUUAUAAGGCCCAAUUUGUCCAUUCGAGAAGGCAUAGAAAUAAUUGUCUCUGGAGGAAUGACCAUGCCACAGGUGAUCGCGUCAUUAGAACCAACGCCUCAUAAGAGCCAGAACGUCCGUUUAAAUAGAGUUAUGACUGUAUGAGGCAUGAAAGCCAUGGGUAUAUCAGCUACGUUGGAUUGCAGACAUCUGAUACGUUCGGUUUGUGGAUUACAAGCUGGGACACGGAGCAUGAUAAAAGCAACUUUUGUAGAUUGCAUCGAGUGUAAGCAGCUCAGUGCAGCAUUGGCAGAUACUUGACAACCUGCAAUGCCAUGGUCAUGCACUGCCCUUGAUCGUGUAACAGAAAAAUUAUAGCUUCACUUGCAAGCACCAGAUUUAUUCCAAUUAAUACUCCAGUGGCGUGCUAGAUCGUGUUAGUAUGUGAUGCUGAACAGCUUUCUGAACCAAAGUUGCAUCAACCAGCGUUAUUUUUAUCAAUA